AUGUUCAAAAGCUCGGGCAAAAUCCUGAAGAUGGCUCGACCCAGCAUCGAAAAGGUGAACUCGCUGGCUGUCGAGCAUAAUAAACAAGGUGAUUUCGACAAAUUUGACUUCAACGACUUUCGAGUCGCCCGUAGGUGUUUCCAGCAAGUUCAAGACGUCCUUCAAAUGGUAGAAGGAGAUCUGGCGGGGAAUUUGGCACAGAUGGAGUUAUGGCGCACUCGGGAAAAAGACCGUCAGGCAGAAAAGCCGCGAUGGACCUUGAACGACGAAAACCGCCACCGAGUUAUCAUUGUGAAACAGCGUCGGGCGAACGACAUCCAGAAGUUUACCUACGUUACUGUCGUGUUUCUACCUCUAGGUUUCGCAACUGGGGUGUUCAGCAUGAGCGGUGCACCUGCUGGUCAAACCCUCGUUAGCAUGGUGUUCACCGCGAUCGUGUCUUUGGUUGUCACUGCACUGAUGCUAGGUGUCACGCAGGCGUUCGACUCUAGGACACUCACCAAGUGGCGAAAGCAGGCCAUCGAGGCUGUAUCUGCAUUCCCCAAGAACUUACAGACCAUAUAUAAGAAGAAGCUGGCGGACCCGGAGAGGGCAGACGCUUCAAGGUUGGGUGGUGGGGCUUGGGCUUCGAGAGAACGAAGAGCUUCGCUGGAGAGGAGAGCUUGA
Messenger RNA from Colletotrichum abscissum, 666 nucleotides. RefSeq lists its product as uncharacterized. The record is from RefSeq and is a predicted model, not a curated record. The transcript has a single exon. Bases 1 to 666 code for a protein of 221 amino acids. Lineage: Eukaryota; Fungi; Ascomycota; Sordariomycetes; Glomerellales; Glomerellaceae.